This is a messenger RNA of Oncorhynchus kisutch (coho salmon), 735 nucleotides long. RefSeq names its product neurotrypsin-like. The transcript is spliced from 2 exons. Lineage: Eukaryota; Metazoa; Chordata; Actinopteri; Salmoniformes; Salmonidae. The annotation marks the transcript as partial. Gene Ontology annotation, cellular component: membrane. The record is from RefSeq and is a predicted model, not a curated record.
GCGUCUCUUUUAAAAACUCCUUUCUUGCCUGGUAUUCUCACUCACACACACCCGGUCCCGGUCGAUCCUAUCCCACACUAUGUAGACAGGUUCAGAAUCAAGAGAGCGCGUUUCUGAGAAGACGUGGCGUGAACCGGUUUAGUGUUUAUUUCUCUCUCUCGGUUAUGGACUACAUUUGAGAGCGAGAGGAGAGGGAGAAAAGAAAGCUGAACCGAGAAAACAAAUGUCUAGGCUACUCUACAACAACAUCAUGGACUCUGUUCUCCUCUCAGUCGUUACGCUGGUAGUUGUUUUCGCCUCCUCUUCCUACUCUCUUUCCUCCUCCGACGUCGUUCCCUCUCCUUCCUUCAUUCUACAGUUUACCGACUGUGUCCAGAGCCGCGGGAGAGACGGGUUCUACCAAGGGGCUGUGGACGUGACGGAGUCCGGUGUGGUGUGUAUGAGGUGGAGCGAGGUAGCGGGGUUUGAGGAGCGCUAUCCGGGUAGAGGGCUGGGGGAUCAUAACCGCUGUCGGAACCCGGACAACAGGAUCAGACCCUGGUGCUUCUUCAGGAACAGCCGCGGCAGAACGGACUGGGGCUACUGCGACUGUAAACAAGGGUCAGUGCGCCUGCAGGGCGGCCGCUCUAAGCUGGAUGGCAGGGUGAGGUGUAUCUACAGGGGUCUGGGGGUCUGUCUGUGUGAUGACUGGGGAGACCAGGACGCUACAGUGGUCUGCAGACAGCUGGGACAGGG